UUUUUUUCCCGAAAUAUUAAAAGGCAUCAGCAUCAACAGUAAAGCACGAAGCCCCACUGCAUUCCACUCCACUGCCGGUGAAUCUUUGAGCUAAAAGCCUCAUCUUUCGCUUCUUUGUUUUCCGAUCGAUUCCCUCUUUCCAUCGCUUUCGCAGCAUCACAAGAUGCUGUAAUUAUCGGCGUCUUUUUUGGUGUAUAUAUCUGUGUUUUCUUCACCGCUAAAUCCUUUUUUUGCUAUGGAGAAAUCCCUUCUCUUGCUUCUUCUUUUCGCCGCCGCUUUUCUCCAAUUCAAAGCAGACGCCUAUUCUCAUGGUGUUCUUGUGAAACACUUGUCUUCAGUUCUCAAAUGGACGACUAGGGCUGCUUCUCAGAAGACAACCCAUAGCGAUGGUGAUCAUCUUGAGUUUGAGAGUGGGUACUUAGUGGAGACGGUGGUGGAGGGGAACAAGCUCGGGAUUGUGCCGCACGCCAUCCGGGUUUCUCCGGAGGGUGAGCUCUUCAUUGUGGAUUCGGAUAAUAGCAACAUUGUUCGGGUUACUCCUCCACUGUCUCAGUAUAGCAGAGCAAGGCUGGUUGCAGGGUCAUUUCAGGGUUACUCAGGUCAUGUGGAUGGUAAACCAAGUGAUGCUCGUUUUGGCCAUCCAAGGGGUGUCACCAUGGAUGAUAAAGGGAAUGUUUAUGUAGCAGAUACCAGCAAUCUGGCUAUUCGUAAGAUAGGGGAGGCAGGAGUGACUACAAUUGCUGGAGGGAAAUCAAAUGUGGCUGGAUACAGUGAUGGGCCUAGCGAGGAUGCAAAAUUUUCUAAUGAUUUUGAUGUUGUAUAUGUUAAGAGUACCUGCUCUUUGUUAGUUGUUGACAGGGGCAAUGCUGCACUUCGGCAAAUUUCACUUAAUCAGGAAGAUUGUGAUUUCCAGUACACUUCUAUUUCAGUUUCAGAUAUUGUCAUGGUGAUUGGUGCAGUUGUGGUGGGUUAUGCUUCUUGUUUGCUUCAACAUGGAUUUGGACCAUCCUCUUCUGCAAAGAAUCAAGCCUCUGAGAAUGAGGCACUGGAUGUUAAUAAUGCAAAGAAACCUACUGUUGUGGUUGAAAGCUUGAAAGAAGAUUUAGAUGCUGGUUGGCCAUCCCUGGGAAGACUUUUCACUGAUCUACUCAAAUUCGCCAUGGAAGCAGUUGGAAACUUAUUCCUCAGCUUUAUCCCACACCGCUUGAAAUUUGGUCGAUCUAAAGGUCUCACUCCACUUAAAGAUAGAUUGUUGAUGCCUGAAGACGAAGCAGAGACACCCCUUGUCCAGAAGCAGCAGAGUUCACCAGCUGUGGCCGAGACGCUGCAUACUCCAAAGGUCAACACAGAUUCAACACUAAAGCCUCAGAAGAGCAGCAAACCACCCAAAUUCAAGGAUCCAUCAUUAUCCAGUAAGCAUAGGUCCUCAAAGAGGCAAGAGUUUGCUGAAUUCUAUGGCUCAGCCGAGGCCCCUCAAAUUGGCUCAAAGAAUCAGAAAGAUAGAGUCAGGCACCGGCACCGGGAUAAAAGCGGGGAAGUUGUGUUUGGAGCUGUAGCAAAUGAACCAAAACCAGUCGAAAUGAGAUCUGCUGACUUUGGUGAUGCAAAAUUUGAGCAUUACAAUAUCAGAAGCAAAUACGGCGCAGAUUCUUCGUACCGUUUCUGAGAAAGCAAUGCAGUUGAUUUUCUGAUUGUUUUCUAGUAUGCUUUUGUUGAAUAUGACUGUAGAUUCAAUUCUACAGUUGUGUAAUUCUCAGCAAUCCUUUUAGUUAGCAAACUGUUGUAGAAUGUUAAAAAUACAAUGGUGAUGAAUCUUCUGGUGAAAUGGUUUAUCAUUUUCUUUUCUAAAUUAGUGAA
Messenger RNA from Dioscorea cayenensis subsp. rotundata (Guinea yam), 1857 nucleotides. RefSeq lists its product as uncharacterized. Bases 236 to 1666 code for a protein of 476 amino acids. The transcript is spliced from 7 exons. Gene Ontology annotation, molecular function: protein binding. The record is from RefSeq and is a predicted model, not a curated record. NCBI's taxonomy places the organism in Eukaryota, Viridiplantae, Streptophyta, Magnoliopsida, Dioscoreales, Dioscoreaceae.